Molecule: messenger RNA, 1540 nt
Organism: Vigna radiata var. radiata (mung bean)
Lineage: Eukaryota; Viridiplantae; Streptophyta; Magnoliopsida; Fabales; Fabaceae
Product: anthranilate phosphoribosyltransferase, chloroplastic
Exons: 10
Coding region: 53-1243 (396 amino acids)
Biological process (GO): L-tryptophan biosynthetic process
Cellular component (GO): cytosol
Molecular function (GO): anthranilate phosphoribosyltransferase activity
Source: RefSeq, a predicted model, not a curated record
AAUGCUCUUUCUCUUUUGACACUCUUUAAGGAAAACCCAAUUCUUCUUCAUCAUGACACAAGCACAAUCUCUCUUCUCUCCCUUCACUCUUCCAUUUCCUUCACCCUCCCAACGACACCGUUUCUUUUCUCACCCAAUUUCACCCCUAAUUCAAACCACCUCGAUUGCCUUCUCAAACGCCACCGUUUCGGCUAAUGCAGCUACAUCCGUUCAACCUCUCCCCCAGCUGAUUGAAACGCUGAUUUCCGGGGUGAAUUUGUCGGAAGAUGAAGCCGAAGGGUGUUUGGACUCGCUGCUUCACGACCCAAACGAGGCCUUAAUCAGCGCGGUGCUUGUGCUUCUCAGAGCCAAAGGAGAGACUUAUGAAGAAGUUGUGGGGUUGGCAAGGGCAAUGUUGAGACAUGCGACGAAGGUUGAGGGCUUGAACGAUGUUGUGGACAUUGUGGGAACCGGAGGGGACGGUGCCAACACCGUCAACAUUUCAACGGGGGCUUCCGUUCUCGCGGCGGCUUGCGGUGCCAGAGUUGCGAAGCAAGGGAACCGGUCAAGUUCUUCUGCGUGUGGAAGUGCAGACGUGUUAGAAGCUCUGGGAGUGGUGAUUGAUUUAGGUCCUGAGGGAGUAAAGAAGUGUGUGAAUGAAGCUGGGAUUGGGUUUAUGAUGUCUCCAAAAUAUCACCCGUCGAUGAAGAUUGUCAGGCCAAUAAGAAAGAAGUUAAAGAUCAAAACUGUAUUCAACAUAUUGGGUCCAAUGCUGAAUCCAGCACACGCACCUUUUGCAGUUGUUGGAGUAUACACAGAGGACUUGGUCUCCAAAAUGGCUAAAGCACUCAACAGAUUUGGCAUGAAAAGGGCUUUAGUUGUUCACUCGGAAGGUUUGGAUGAGAUGAGUCCUCUUGGACCUGGUUUAGUGCUUGAUGUUACUGCUGACAGGGUUGAUAAGUUCUCAUUUGAUCCCUUGGACUUUGACAUUCCUCGUUGUACUAUUGAGGACUUAAAAGGUGGUGAUCCCGAGUACAAUGCAGAGGUUCUGAAGCGUGUUCUAGGUGGAGAGAGAGGGCCUAUUGCAGAUGCUUUAAUUCUAAAUGCAGCAGCGGCUCUAUUGGUUUGUGGCCGUGUAAGGAACCUAGCUGAAGGGGUGGCUAUGGCGCGUGAAACACAACAAUCAGGGAAGGCUCUGAAAACUCUCAACUUGUUGAAGGAUGUCUCAAAUAAAUUUAAAGAUGAUGUGGGCAUGGAUGCCUGAAUCGUGACUCAGGUUUGAGUUUUGUAAUUUCAGGCUUCAUACAGUACAUGUUUUACAGAGAUAUACAAAAAUAAUCUCAGUACUGUGCAAAAGGUUUUAGAAUAGAAGGAAGGAUCAUAAAUUGUUUACAAUUCUGUCACAAAAAAGUGACAGAGGAAAUGAAUUCUUUUUGUACGGAAAAAAGGGAACCUUGAGCUUUGAGAUUUUCUGUUAGAUUUCGUAAAGACAAGAUGCUAAUAAUUCUUGGAUUCAUUGAGUUGAAUUGUUGCAAAAAUGGUUAUUUGGUGCUUUUCUUUA